AUGUCACUUUCACCACCAGAGGUUCCAAAUGUGGUCCUCUCAUACCCCAAACCUUACAUCCUUCUCGUCACGCUCAAUCGACCCAAAGGUCUCAAUGCGAUGCAGCGACAGAUGAGUUUCGAUCUUGAUCGUCUUUGGAACUGGUACGAUAACGAACCUUCUCUACGAUGCGCCGUUAUCACAGGUACCGGUCGAGCAUUCUGCGCGGGAGCAGACUUGAAAGAGUGGAACGUCAAGAACAAUGAAGACAGCACAAAAGAGGUGGACAAGUGGGCAGACAACGGUUUCGGUGGCUUGAGUAACCGUCGUGGUAAAAAGCCCGUCAUUGCUGCUGUCAACGGUCUUUGUCUAGGUGGAGGAAUGGAAAUGAUACUUAACCUCGACAUGGUCAUCGCGAGCGACACAGCGAAAUUUGGACUUCCUGAAGUGAAGCGUGGUGUUGUGGCCUUGGCCGGAGCUUUACCCCGUCUGAUUCGCAUCGUUGGACGACAACGUGCAUCAGAAAUCGCCCUUCUUGGACGCAUGUACACGGCAGAACAAAUGCUCAACUGGGGUGUUGUGAACAAGGUUGUCUCGCUCGAGGAUGUGGUACCCGAAGCUUUGAACUGGGCGGUGGAAAUGUCUAACAAUUCUCCCGAUUCAGUUAUUGUGUCGCGCGAGGGAUUGCUGGGUGGGUGGGAGGCUGAGAACCCCAAGGAUAGUACCAACAGGAUUGAGCAUGGGAUUUAUAAGACAAUUGAGGGUGGAGAUAAUAUGAAGGAGGGCGUUAUGAGUUUUGUUGAGAAGAGGAGUGCUGUUUGGAAGAACAGUAAGCUGUAG
Fusarium coffeatum is the source of this 819-nucleotide messenger RNA. RefSeq lists its product as uncharacterized. Gene Ontology annotation, biological process: fatty acid beta-oxidation. Gene Ontology annotation, molecular function: enoyl-CoA hydratase activity. The record is from RefSeq and is a predicted model, not a curated record. The transcript has a single exon. Bases 1 to 819 code for a protein of 272 amino acids. NCBI's taxonomy places the organism in Eukaryota, Fungi, Ascomycota, Sordariomycetes, Hypocreales, Nectriaceae. Gene Ontology annotation, cellular component: mitochondrion.